GUAGAGCUUGUAGAUAUUAGACGAAAGUUGCCGUCUUGGCAGAAAUUCAGCAUGGCGAGGAAAAGUAAGAUGUUUUUAUUUAUCGCAGAAUAACUUGGCUGGAUUUAUAAACAAGCUUCACAUAUACAAGGCGUAAAGUGCAGGUUUUUAGGGAAUGAUUUUAACGCCUUUCUGUGUUUUUUAACCUCUUAGUUGUAGGCGCUGCUCUUAUCCUUGUGGUUUUGUGUGUUAGCGGAGAAGUAGGAGGUGAGUACAUGCUUUUAUAAAAGUUAUAGUUUUAUCCUAUUUCUGAGUUCAUUUAGUCUGUUAACUCACUCGCAAGUUUUUUGGUUUUGUAUGAUGCUGUCGUGUACCAGUUACCUGGAAACUGGCUUGGCGAAAAAGUUAAAUUUCAAAGUCGUAUCUAUUCAAGGAUAUUACCUCCCUGAGAGUGAACUAAAUAUGCGGUGAGAAUUUGGGUUUCUAAAGAGACUGUUUUGUAGCAUCGGCGGGGCAACUAAAAUAACAGAUUUAUCAUUGACCUCUUAGAUAAGUUAAUUAUAACUAGAAAAAAGUCUUUUUCAGCUUCAAGUGUUUUUGUAAAGGCGCAAAUUGAAAACGCAUACAGCAAAUUCAGGACGAGAUAUGAUCAUUGCACUCGUGACAAGAACUUUAUUCGCUCUUAAGUUAUGUAAACGUUUUUUCUCCUGGAGCCAUUAACCACCUUCAGGUGCCGAUUUCUAUCAUAGUUUUUAGGUUGUAGAUAAAAUUAGAACUAAUAACGAAUUGGUUCAGUUCCUGCAAUAAGGCAAAUAUUUAAUCCUAGAAUGAAAUCAGUCUUUUAUUGAUCAACUCAUGAAGGUUAUUAUGAUAUCGUCAUUUUUGUCCAAUGGACUUCGAUGGACUUUCGCGGCCCAGUUUGGGAAAGUGAAUCUAGCAACUUGAAUUUGAUGCCUCCCUCUUUGGUAAAUACGACAAAAGCUUGGCAAACUUCUUUAUCCCUUCUUUGAAAGAUAUGAUAAACCAAAAAGUAACAACGAAAUAAACAGUCUUCUAGUAUUUGUAUUGUUCAGCCAUGAAGGGUGCUAAUAUCAAGUGUCUUUCCGAUGAAAAUAUAUACCAAAAAUACUCUUUGAAUAAGAAAAUGCCUGUGUGUUUCUGGUGUGUUUUUGAAGUAUUUAAAUCGAUUUAUGAUAUUAUGUUAGAGGGGUUUUUUUGCAACAUUACCUCGAUCAGGUUGAAAAGUUUAAAAAUUUGAAAGAGUAUACAAUUAGAAACUCAUUGAGAGGUGAAAUUAACUUUUCUUUUGUUAGUGGUUUUGGAAACUUCUGGAACGUCGCUUCCGUUAAACUCAUAUAGCUUCGUCUUAUUGAUUAAAAAAAAACUACACGGGUGUUUCCUUUCAAUAUCUGAGAGUGGAAAUCCCUUUGACUGUUGUUGCUUGAUUUGGAACCACCGCCGGAAAUAGAAGUUAAGCUUAUUUUUAACAGAAAUGCCGCGGCAAACCACAAUUGUGACUCACUCACUAGUCAGAAAUGCUAUCCUGAAGCCCAGUCAAAGCUUCACGUGACAAGGAAAAGAAAUAAAUGAUGAUGUACACUUUGGUAUGCAACUAAAUACUAGUAAGUUUAAAGAUAUGGUGGAAAUUAAGUCUAACAGUGCAUGAAAUGACGUGCAAUCACUGAUAGAGGAAGUUGCUAUUCAUAGAAGGAUAGGGGAACAUAAUCUGAUGUUUUAUCAGUGGAAACUAAAAUAAUUUAGCUUACCCAAAUUCCGCACAAUAUGACAACAAACAACAACUUGGAAGGCUAAUAAGGUCAUUCUGGGAUCAAAAUAAUUUCCAAGUUACAUUAAUAAUUUUUUUAACUGCUAGAUCGGUUCUGUCCUGGUGCAGUAAAUCCAACAAUUAUUUCGAAACAGUUUCCUUUUUUAUCACCAGCGGAUUGACAGUAUAUAUACUUGAUGUAUGUUCGAUAAGUUCAUGUUUCAAUCCAUUUUUAGUGUAUGAAGACGAAAUAACUCAGUCAUGAAAAGUCAUGCAUUCUGUUUCGUUAGAGCUGUUGUGAUGAGUGUCAAACUGCACACAGCUAGAUACUACGCAUGCUAUGUUACUAGACUCCGAGACAUUGGUAAAGCUACGUAUUAUUUUGAACACUACAGGUAAUAUGUUUCACCUUUAAAAUCAAUUUGAAUAUUUUUCUUCACAAAAGUAUUCUUUUGAAAAAGGCAUCGUGAAGUCACCAGGUCAAGCGUGCUUUCUUUUCAUAAAAGAUCUCAUAUUGUUGUAAUUAAUAAUAUUUGAUUGUGAACGUGUCCUGGUCACGUGCAAAAUUUAUGAGCAGUGAAAAUUUCUUCCUAUGAGCGAAAUAUCGCUUGGAAACAUUGAAUCAGCGUCAAUGGUUUUCGAAGUUUUCAAGGAUGUGUCUGGGUGUGGCGAUAGACAACUAUCGCCAUCUGAAAAUAGGUUGAACUUUGGAGAAAAUUAUAAUGAAAAAUAUGCUACUCACUCUCCUUGGCGUUUGAACUGCCUUAUAUUGGCCAAGUUUCUCGAGCCUGGCACAUUUUUGUGCCGUCUUUGAUGUCAUAACUCUUAUUAAGAUAAACAUACUAGAGUUUAGUGCUAGCCACUCUUCCAAGACGUCAGUGAAACAGAUAUAGCUGGCGUUGUUAUGGUAGAAGACAGCCAAGACUUUCUUCUUGUCACGAAUACAUGAAAAAUGAUCCUGCAUUGCUUUGGUUUUGCUUUACUUUGAUCUUGCACCACAAUCUCAAUCAAUCAAACUGUAACCAAGGAAAGUAUAGCCAAUCCCGACUUGGUCACUCGCGUUUUCUCGCGUCUCAACCAGGCUGUCUGUUUUUACGUUAAGUUCUCACUGGUUUCAUGAUGACGGAAACCUUUGCUCUAAGUGGUAGUUGUGACUUAUUUGGUCUUGGUUUUUUGAAACUUGAUCAGUUGAAAACUGCUCUAUAUGCGGUGAACUCUUUAGAGUAAAGGUUACUGCAUGUUGCCUCUUGGACCGGCAAUGAUUGACAACAAGAAAAUAGUGACUCUUUUUAAACCCACUAGUGCGUGGAGAGAUAUGGGUUUUGGCUGGGCUUACUUUAUAUGUUUGAGCUCUGUUACCCAUGCUCUAUGACUGAUUCAUCCUUUCCUUUCCUUUCCUUUCCCAGCAAAUUUAUGCAGUAAGAAGUUAGACAUCAUAAUAGCAGCAGAUGUGUCUGGCAGCAUGGACGACAAUCAAUUCACACAACUACAGACAUUUCUGUCGACGUUAGUGGAUAACAUCAAAAUCUCCAAAACAUCUGGUGCGCGGGUCAUCGUCUUAGCCUUUGAUGACCAGAUUAACAGUCUGGCAUCAAGCUUCAGUGAUAAAGUAACAACAUCUCGAUCUGGGAUUAAGACACAGAUUAACGGCUUACAAUUUACGGCUGGUUCUACAGUGAUAGAUACAGUCAUAGAAGAAGCCAAGGAUUUACUUAGCUCCGCAAACCGUGAUACAGCACAAAAAGUAGUCGUUUUUGUAACUGAUGGUGUUAAUUUUAAUGGAACUGAUUCACUUGUUCUCCCCGCUCAAGAAUUGAGAGAUGUGAGUAUAGUAGAGGAAAUGAUUAGUAAUGUUGUAGUGUUUACUAGCCCAGUUGUAACAUUGCAAAUCGUACUGAAUUCCAUAUUCCACUUGUUCGGAUUCCGGAUUCCAUUCCAUUCCUUUCAAUCUUUAAAAUUCAUUUGAUUUCGUAUUAAUUCAGUUCCAAUCUAAGUUCACAUAAACUUUAAAUUUCAAUCUUUAUUUAUAACAAAAAACUCGUUCCUAAUGGAGGAGACAUGGAGAGAGAAUAAGAGCAAGGAUGACUAUAAAAAAGGAUCGCAGCUAUGGAUUCCGGAUUCUAAGCGAAAAAAGUGUCUAGAAAAAUUGGACUCCUGAUUGCCUUUCAUGGCGUAAUAGUGGCUGUCAGUUGUUAAUCGCGAAGCUUCGAUUGUUGCACGGCCGUUCAACACUGUUGAACGAUAAAUUCAAAUCAUUACAAGUCUUUCAGUCAGUGUUUGCAAUAUCUCGAUUUGCUCUUAAUAAUAAGGAGCAAUUUUUAACUGACUACCGAACUCGAGAAUAAUGCGUGAUGACAUUGGUAUGGAAAAACCCGCACACCUCCUAUCAAAUGCAAAAUCAAAACAAUGAGAAAAUUGAACAAACACGUCUCCUAGUGCUUCAGGAAAUUUACAUACUACUCUCUGAAUUGUUGUUGGUCCUAAUGAGAUUUCCGUUUUUGAUUAACAAAUACUAGAUUAACAAAUCUAACCUGUCUAAGUUCUAAAAUGAUAUCUGUUUAAUUCCUCCCAGACUUUCAAUGCAAGAGUUAUCGGCCUAGGAAUAGGCGAAGCUAACUCAGUCAACAUCCCUGGGCUUCGAAUACUUGCCGGGCAAAAUGACCGCGUUCUUAUUCUGACGUUCGAGCCCAGUUCAGGAGGCAAGUGCUGUGACGAUGAUGAUGACGAUGACGAUGACGACGACGACCGCAAACGUCGUCGUCGUCGUGAUGAUGAUGAUGAUGAUGACGAAUGUGAUGACCGCCGUCGGCGUCGACGUCGCGAUGAAGAUGAUGGCGGAUGUAGCAGUGGUGUUAGUAACGAGCUCAAAAAUGUUAUAAAGCUAAUUUGUUACGGCUGACCACGAAAAGAGAUACAGAA
Molecule: messenger RNA, 4663 nt
Organism: Pocillopora meandrina
Lineage: Eukaryota; Metazoa; Cnidaria; Anthozoa; Scleractinia; Pocilloporidae
Source: the annotation of a GenBank genome assembly